CCGCCUCACUGUGAGUAUCUUGCUGGGGACUUGAGGAUAUAAAAUGAAGGAACUUACUGUAACCAGGGCGCAUUAUGUAGUUGGAGUUCCCUUUGUGAACUCCCACACAGACAUUAAAGUCAGUCCAAUGCUUUAAUCACCGCGCACACAGAGAGAUAUCGCUGCCGGCUUCCUCUCACUUGCAACCUGAAAAGAUUUCAUCAAGUCGCCGGGUAGAGACAGAGCAGAGCCAUGGCAGGGGACGGGUCAGAGCAGCGGGCGCUGCAGUAUGAACAAACUCUGAUGUAUGGGCGAUACACCCAGGAACUCGGGGAGUACGCCAAAGAGGAGGCCGCACGGCUGAGGGAGAGCGGGCAGAGGCGAUCGCUCAGCGAACGAAGCCGGACCCUGGACCUGCUGGAGUACGAAAAGGGACGCUGUGCCAAGUGUCGCAUCUGCACGGUUCGCUGUCAGAAGUUCCUGAUCUCGCGGGUCGGGGAGGACUGGAUCUUCCUCAUCCUGCUGGGACUCCUCAUGGCCCUGGUCAGCUGGGUGAUGGACUUCUGCAUCGCCAUCUGUCUACAAGCACAGAAGUGGAUGUACGGAGGUCUGGACAGCAACGUGUUUCUGCAGUAUCUGGCCUGGGUCACCUACCCCGUAGUCCUCAUUACCUUCUCUGCCGGCUUCACCCAGAUUCUUGCCCCCCAGGCUGUCGGUUCAGGUAUUCCAGAGAUGAAGACCAUCCUGAGGGGAGUUGUGCUGAAAGAAUACCUCACCUUUAAAACGUUUGUGGCCAAAGUCAUCGGCCUCACCUGCGCUCUGGGCAGCGGCAUGCCCCUGGGCAAGGAGGGUCCGUUCGUGCACAUUGCCAGUUUGUGUGCUGCUCUCCUCAGCAAGUUCAUGUCUCUGUUUGGAGGAAUCUAUGAAAAUGAGUCGAGAAACAUUGAGAUGCUGGCAGCAGCCUGUGCUGUGGGAGUGGGCUGCUGUUUUGCUGCCCCCAUAGGAGGUGUGUUGUUCAGUAUUGAAGUAACGUCCACGUUCUUUGCGGUGAGGAACUAUUGGAGAGGUUUCUUUGCUGCUACCUUCAGUGCCUUCAUCUUCAGAGUACUGGCUGUUUGGAACAGAGACGAGGAGACCAUCACAGCCCUUUUUAAAACCAGUUUUCGGCUAGACUUUCCCUUUGACCUCCAGGAGCUUCCUGCCUUCGCCGUCAUUGGCAUUGCCAGUGGUUUCGGUGGGGCUUUGUUUGUCUACCUGAACCGACUGAUUGUCCAGUUCAUCAGGAAACAGAAGGCCAUCAACAGAUUCCUCAUGAAAAAACGUCUGCUGUACCCUGCACUGGUCACUUUACUUGUUUCCACACUAACAUUUCCCCCUGGCUUUGGACAGUUUAUGGCUGGCAAGCUGACCCAGAAGGAGUCUCUGGUGACAUUGCUGGACAACCGGACGUGGGCCAAACAGGGCAUCGCUGAGGAGUUUGACUACAUCGGACACUCUCAGGCCUGGAAACACCCACAGGUCAACGUCUUCAUCACCCUGGUCCUCUUCAUCGUCAUGAAGUUCUGGAUGUCUGCCCUGGCCACCACCAUCCCAGUGCCCUGCGGAGCCUUCAUGCCAGUAUUUGUCAUUGGGGCAGCCUUCGGUCGGCUGGUUGGAGAAAGCAUGGCAGCCUGGUUCCCAGAUGGCAUUCACACAGAUGGCACCAUCUACCCCAUAGUGCCGGGAGGCUACGCUGUCGUGGGUGCGGCGGCCUUGUCGGGAGCGGUCACCCACACUGUUUCCACCGCAGUCAUCGUGUUCGAGCUGACUGGCCAGAUCUCCCACAUCCUGCCGGUGAUGAUAGCAGUGAUCCUGGCCAACGCCGUGGCCCAGUCCCUGCAGCCCUCCCUCUACGACUCCAUCAUCAGGAUCAAGAAGCUGCCCUACCUCCCCGAGCUGGGCUGGGGACACCAUGAAAAAUAUAAUAUUCGCGUAGAAGACAUCAUGGUGCGGGAUGUGCGGUACAUCACACUCAACUGCUGCUACAGAGACCUGCAUAACGUCCUGCUGACGGGCCACCUGAAGACUCUGGCACUGGUGGAAUCAGCUGAGUCCAUGAUCCUGCUGGGCUCCAUCGAGCGUGCCCAGCUCCAGUCACUGCUCUCUCAGCAGCUCGGACGCCCCAGACGGCUAGAGUACAUCAGGGAGCGAUCCAUCGCAGAGAAGAAACGCAUGUCGGUCGUGUCAAACCCAGUCAGUGAGGACAGCAGCCAGCGGGUCAGUCAGGAGGUCCGCUUCCAGAUCUCCACUGAGGAGUCAACCUUCAGUCCUGUCCGUGCAGUUCCUCAGAAGCCCCUCAAACCUGCACUGAAGAGAACCUCUAUGGUGGAGCGACACACUGAGAUCCCUGCCAGCCCAAAUGAUAAUUCAGGCAUUGCUUUAAAGAACCUGUUCUGCGCCAGUCCAGACACAGAAGCCCUGGAGAAAAACAACAACUUGGAGAGAACCAUUACUCCUGAGCUCAGGAGGCCGGCCAAACGAGUCCGGAUAUCCGUCGUGGACGACGGAGAUGUGGAGGAUGACAUGACUAUUAGAGAGAUUACAGAGUGGGAGGAGAUGCAGCUUGAUGAGCAGGUCAACUUCAACAACUGCAAGAUCGACCCCGCUCCGUUCCAGCUGGUGGAGCGCACAUCGCUCCAUAAGACCCACACCAUCUUCUCCCUGCUGGGCCUUGACCAUGCCUAUGUCACCAGCAUUGGACGCCUCAUCGGGGUGGUUUCCCUCAAAGAGCUUCGCAAGGCCAUCGAGGGCUCCGUGACAGUGAAAGGUGUGAAGGUGCGUCCUCCUCUGGCCAGUUUCCGGGACAGCGGCACCAGCAGCAGCGAGAACGAAGCCACUGAGCUCCACAAGCUGUGGGAUCGCCAUAAGAGCAUGUCGUUGCCCCGCGAACGCCACCCCUCUGAGUCCGACGAGAAAUCCCAGUGAGAGAAAGUAGAGGAGGUGGAGGAAGAAGAAAAGAAGAGGGAGGCAUUGAGAUAUUUAAUCCCCCAAAGCCACAAACUAGGAAAAAUCCUCAGGGCUUAGGAACAAUAUUUAAUUCUGGAAAGAGUUCUACUGCUACGCCAGCCUCUUCAUAACUCCUCAUUUCUCUCCUCAUCUACUCCUCUUUCUCUCCACCAUCCACUUUCCUUCAAGGACCCACCAGCGCUUUGUCCAGGAGUCUUGCACUGACCAAGCCAGACACUCCAAGAGGGAGUGGAACACAACUCAACCUGUGCCCUGCUCUCCAUUUACCCUUGGGAACCCACAGCAAAGUGAAUGUGGAUUGGGGGGCGGGCAAGUGUGUCGAAUCCAACUAGGGACUGGGAAUGGGUUGAAAUCUUAAAAAAGGGAUUUUUUAACAUCCUUUGUUUUGUUUGUCUACUUUAGAGUUGGGAUCAAAUUUUGGACCUGGAAAAGUUAUCUUUUGAACAAGUCUUCCACUCGGGUAGAGAAAUUCAGCAGAGAUAAGCGUAAUGUAGGCAUGUACUGUAAGUGUGAGUGUACGAAAUGAGAAAAUGUGAGUGUGCCUGAAGAGGACGUUAGCAAACAUUUCUUCAACAAUUUUUUACUGCCUUUACAACAUUUUUCAGUCUUUCUUUUCCAGCUUGAAUAAUUAUAUUUCUGACUGAUCAGGUGGUCUGGGUUUAACUGGAAUUUGCAUGGUACCAUUUCUUUGUAAAUUACACUUAAGUCUGUCCCAUUGACAAGCAUUGGACUGAGGCGACAGAUGCCUUGAUUUUCUGCUUUUUCUUGAUUCCAUUAUUUAUUCUUUCCUUGGUCUUCACAUCUCUUCACUGCAAGUCUAAAUGGUCCAGUUGAAAGUACAGUCUAUGCAAGCAGAUAUGCCUGUUGGCAGUGGCGGACGCAUCUGUAGCUCUCUCCAUAAUGUACACUCCUUUCAUACCGUAGCUACGGCCUUACAUUACAAAGACACAUGGAAAUACACACAAACAGAAGUCAGCGAUGCACUCAGAGUCAAGGUUUUCUGCUUAUCUAAAUAUAGCUCUUAAUAACCGUUCCAGAGAAGGUAGGGGCGGAUGGAGAGGGCAGGAAGCGAGGGAGAGACGAGGAACAGGGAGCAAAUGGAUGGCUGAAAGAAUGGAGACCUCAUUACCUAACCAGCUGCUCUGGGCCCUCUCAUCAAUCUGUCUUUGAUUUCCAUGUUAGCUAACCUCCAGUGCUAUCAGAGACACAGAAGCCACCCAACAGCUAUAUGAGGUAAUGGUUCAGGGCUGAGGCAGACACUGUUAAAGUUAACGUAUACAGAAACAGAUGAGCAGAAUGAGCUUGAUUAAUGCAGGCCAGUAGCUUGAGUGAAAAGAAUGAUUAGUCGAUAUAAAUCCGUUAAAGGAAAUCCAUAACUGACAGAUAGUGAGCAGUUCAUGAUAUAGUUUAACCAUUUAAAAUGCACCUCCUUUACCAGCACCACUCCAAAUCAUCACUAACUUAUCUCUCCAGCUACCAACCCAAUGUGGUUGAACUUGGAACUUGGUCUAUUAAUGUUUUAAUGACAGCAUGGUUUCACAUUCAGGAAGCACUCACAUGGCUGAUAAUGUAUACAUACUGUGUAUUUAAUAAUUAUUUUCUGCCGUAAUGCUUGAGGCUUGUCUGUACGCUCUCUGCUCAUCGACAAAAAAAAAACAUUGAUUUGUUUUCCCUCUCUUCCAUACCUCCAUCUUUGCCACUUCCGCCUCCAUUUUUUACUUGGUGGGCUACUGACCCUAAAUUUGUGCUUUUAUGUUUUAUUUACUUUUUGGGGGGGGACCAGACAAGGAUGUCUACUACUACCUACAGAAAUAGCUCUGCUGUUUGGAGGCCUUAAAUAUGUACUCAUACCCAAUUUCAUUGUGGUCUUCAGCAUUUGCAUGUAUUUUACUUUUGGUGGUGUCUUGCUGCGCUCCACUGAAAGUAAAAUGAACACAGUAAAACAGCAUGGCUUUGCAUGACAGAGUGCAUGUGAGCUUUGUUUUAGAUGACAGGAUGUUACCAAAAACAAAAGCUUGAAGGAAAUUAAUAUGGGACGAGUGAAUGAUGUUGUGUCUUAGGGCCAUCUGGUGCCUGUUUAUGUGUCUUUACAAUAUCUUAUUUUAUACUUAUAGAUUAGAUCAGA
Micropterus salmoides (largemouth bass) is the source of this 5110-nucleotide messenger RNA. It is a transcript of the gene clcn2c, whose product is annotated as chloride channel 2c. The record is from RefSeq and is a predicted model, not a curated record. The coding region runs from base 232 to 2943 and encodes 903 amino acids. The transcript has 24 exons. Gene Ontology annotation, cellular component: membrane. Gene Ontology annotation, biological process: transmembrane transport; chloride transport. NCBI's taxonomy places the organism in Eukaryota, Metazoa, Chordata, Actinopteri, Centrarchiformes, Centrarchidae. Gene Ontology annotation, molecular function: voltage-gated chloride channel activity.